Debaryomyces hansenii CBS767 is the source of this 999-nucleotide messenger RNA. RefSeq names its product mRNA splicing protein. The coding region runs from base 1 to 999 and encodes 332 amino acids. The record is from RefSeq and is a predicted model, not a curated record. Gene Ontology annotation, cellular component: U2-type catalytic step 1 spliceosome. Gene Ontology annotation, biological process: mRNA splicing, via spliceosome. The transcript has a single exon. NCBI's taxonomy places the organism in Eukaryota, Fungi, Ascomycota, Pichiomycetes, Serinales, Debaryomycetaceae.
AUGUCAGAAAGAAAGGGUAUAAAUAAAUACUAUCCUCCGGAUUGGGACCCUUCUAAGGUCCCGAAGAAGAAGAAGCCUGCGAAUCAGGUUACUAAGGUUCGUCUUAUGGCUCCAUAUUCGAUGAGAUGCACGAAAUGUAACGAAUAUAUAUCAGAAAGGCGUAAGUUUAAUGCUAAAAAGGAAGUUACUAAUGAAAAAUAUAUGAGUUUCAAGAUUAUAAGAUUCCACAUAACAUGUCCUAAAUGUAAUAAUAAUAUAACGUAUAAAACUAGCCCUCAGACUGCUGGUUAUGUUCCAGAUACUGGGGCUGUAAGGAACUACGAACCAGAAUCUAAUACUAAUGUCAACAAAACAAAAGUAGAGACAGAGGAAGAGAUAUUAGAACGGUUAGAAAAGGAAGAAAAGGAGAAUAAGUCUUUUCAGUUAUUGAAAGAAAAGCGGAAGAAAAAUCCAUUUUGGCAACAAAAUGAAAGUUUGAAAGACCAGAAAGGAGAUCUAAUGGAAAAUCUUGAAAAAAGAUUGCAGGACCAGCAAAGACAACAAGAAAUGACUGAGCAUUUAGAAUAUCUUCAGGCGAAAAGCUCUCUGUUACAAGCGAAAGGUGGUAGAGAUCGAGCGUUAAAUGAAGCUAAAGAUAAGUUGGGGGAGGAAAUUGAACUGAUGAAAUCACUACGUGAAGACUUAGCAAGUAAAGAAGACGAAGAACUAACCAAAGAUAAGUUUAAAAAGUUUAGACUGAACGACCUGAUCGAUCUGAAUAGUCUGAAUAAACCUGUGGCCAUAGAAGAUCCAUCGUCUCUAAAGAGAUCAUAUGAAAAUGCAUUACAAGAUAACCAAACAAAUUCGACUACCAAAAAGCAAUCGAAAACUAUAGUUUUAAAGAAGAAGCAGCCAUUGACAAAUCCCAAAUCAGAUGUGCCUAGUAUGGAAUCUAGGUCUAACAAUAUCGAGUCACUAUCAGGUGCACUUGGUGAUUAUUCUUCUUCAGAUGAGGAAUAA